GGAACAGCCCCUCUCUUACGCCCCACCGACGAACGUCCUACGCUACGCCGCCCACAGCUUUAACUCUUCUCGUCUCUCUUUCUAAAAGCCCUAGGGCCCUUUCUUCCCCCUUCUCACACGAUACGAUGGACUCUGCCCCCGAGACUUCCGGUGCGGCGCAGCGCGCGCGCACUGGAGCGCCCUUCGUCCCGCGUCCGUUCCCCCCGCCGUCCCUCGCGGAUGUUCCCCUCGAAUACAUCAUGGACCAACUUCACACCCUGGCCCCCCAGUAUUGGGACCAGCCUGACACGGCGGACUGUACCAUAAUUGUCCCUGUACCAUACCUCAACCCUGCGAACUUUCUCGGCGACGCAACCCCCUGCUCGCCCUUUGAUAUAAUGCCCGCGUCCGCAACCACGUACAACCCCUCCGGGUUGGGGCGGCGAGCGAGCGAGCCCACGCUCCAGUUCGCGCCGCGCAUAUCGCUGAAGCUGCACAUCGAUUACCUGUCAGCCCACUCAAGCUUCCUGCGCGGCCUCUUCAGUGGCGCAUCCCCGCUGGACCUCAUCACGACCACACCCGAAGAGCUCCCUGUCUACUCUAGUGGUGCAUGCUCAUCGGGCCAGCUCAGCGUCCCCGUGAACCGUCUCCCCCGCCUAAUGCCGUCCCCGCCUGACCAUCCCGUGCUCUUCCUCCCAAUCCCGGACCCGACGUCCUUCCACCUGCUCGUCCACUGGAUGUACUUUGGCCACACGCACUUCAUCGAGGAGUGCCUCGUGCAGGGCAUCGUCCAGUGGGAGGGCCUCGCGCGGAACGUCGAGUACCUCGGCUUGACCGCGGACAUCAAGAUCUUCCUGGGCCGCUGGUACAGCGAGUGGCUCCGCCCGGAGGCGGACAUGGAGAGCGAACUGGCGUCCGACGACGAGUCGAUGGCGGACACGGUCAUCAACAGCGACGACGCAGACGCCACGGACAAGGUGCUCGGCGACGGCAUGGCCAAGCUCCAGCUUGAAGCCGCCGCUACGGACGCAGACAUCGCCGCAGAGAAGGCCCAUCUGCGCGGCCGGACGAGGGCCGUGCGCCCCGUCUCCGCCUCCGCCAUCGACGUAUCGUCCCUGCCCAAAUUCGAUUAGGGAGGACCGCCUGCCCCCUUCGCCCUCCGUCCAUCCCCGCACGAUGAACCCUCCUCAUUGCUAUCAUUAUUAAUCUUCAUUGACCUUCUAUUUUGUAUACUUAUCGUUCGCCGUUGCGCUGCGCGACACUCCUUCCCCCGGCGACCCAGACUCUGCCUAGUUUAGUACCCCCCUUCGACUUUCUAAUACGUGCGCCGUAGCACACCCUUUAUUCGAGCUCCCUCCUACCUACCAAACGAAUUUUACACGCCUGUACUGGUAGUAUAUCCGGCACGCUAGUUACCCGGGUCGUAUAGACUCUGGAAAUGUAAAGUCUGGAAACAA
Messenger RNA from Schizophyllum commune H4-8, 1436 nucleotides. RefSeq lists its product as uncharacterized. The record is from RefSeq and is a predicted model, not a curated record. Lineage: Eukaryota; Fungi; Basidiomycota; Agaricomycetes; Agaricales; Schizophyllaceae. Bases 126 to 1112 code for a protein of 328 amino acids. The transcript is spliced from 3 exons.